This is a messenger RNA of Exophiala xenobiotica, 1560 nucleotides long. RefSeq lists its product as uncharacterized. Gene Ontology annotation, molecular function: oxidoreductase activity. Gene Ontology annotation, cellular component: cytosol. The transcript has 3 exons. The record is from RefSeq and is a predicted model, not a curated record. NCBI's taxonomy places the organism in Eukaryota, Fungi, Ascomycota, Eurotiomycetes, Chaetothyriales, Herpotrichiellaceae. Bases 592 to 1470 code for a protein of 292 amino acids.
CCGACCACCAAUCUGAGACAUCUGCAAGUCGAAUGAGCUGCACCACCAAUGCAAUCGUUUGGACGACUCGAUAUCGACCUUCUGCUGAGUAAACAAUGGUAAGAGGGCGAGGCGCAAGAGUGAAAGAUGCAGUUUCUUUAAGCUCGCCCUUAUCUCAGCACGUCCGACUCCGACCGUCUCGCAUACCCGGCACCAGCUAUUGUUGGCAGUCAAAACGUCAAAUGCUGCUGUGGCUGCGGUACGAUUCAAGCCAUUACCGAGUAGAGACUCGAGUAGUCGUGAAGAGAAAGAGGUAUGACAGCUCUUCAACUGUGGAUCUUCCUGACGUAAAGACAUAUCUGCCGAAACUUCAAUCCGCACAAGCAUAUCUGAAGACUCUCGAUCUGCAAGAUACCUUUGAGAAUCUGUUUUCGCAUUAGCAAUCUCAGAACGCCACCGCAAACGUCAUCGGGCAUAACGGUCUUAAGCCGGCGAGUCCAGGUACCUGCAUUUCGAAGUUGAGAUUGACAGACAUUCCCCAAUAAGCCCAUCAUAGAUCAAGGCCGAUUUCUUUCGCUUUCGUUGCAAACUCCAAAGGGAACUCAGUGAAGCAUGGAUCCAACUUCAGGAGUCAAUUUCGUGUCGACACUUCGCCAUGAUACAUACUCGGAGAUUGACCCUCUCAAGGCAGACCUGAGUGGGAAGAACGUGCUCAUCACCGGCGCCAGCAAAGGAAUUGGCAGAGCGACAGCACUAUCCUUCGCUAAAGCAGGAGCCUCAGGGAUCGUCCUCCUCGCACGGUCCGACUUGGCUUCACUCGAGUCUGAGAUUCUCGAGACCGCCAAAGCAGCAAACCGCUCCGCGCCAAAAGUCCUACGCCUGGCCGUCGACACCACGGAUCGAGCUCAAGUCGAAAAAGCCGCCAAGGAAGUCGAGUCUUCGCUCGGAAGCAUCGACAUCUUGAUCAACAAUGCCGGGUAUCUCGAAGAAAAUCGUCCCCUCGUCGAAUCAGAUCCCGACGAAUGGUGGUACGUGUACGAGGUCAACGUGAAAGGUGUCUAUCUCGUGACGCGAUCUUUCUUGCCGUUGGUGCUGAAAAGCAAGGACAAAACCGUCAUUGUGACCUCGAGUAUCGGCGCUGUCACCACGAGGGCAGGAUUUUCGGCGUAUCAGAGCACCAAGACCACUGUCCUUCGGCUUAAUGACUUCCUCAUGGCCGAGUAUGGCAGUCAGGGACUGCUAGCCUACGGCAUCCAUCCUGGAGGUGUCAUGACCAAGCUUGCGCAGAACAUGCCCAAGGAGCUGCAUGGAGUCUUGACGGACAAGCCUGAGCUGGCAGGAGACUCAUUGGUGUGGUUGACUAAAGAGCGCAGAGAAUGGCUCGCGGACCGGUAUAUCAGCGUCAAUUGGGAUGUCGGCGAGCUUUUGGCGAAGAAAGAGGAGAUCCUCCAAAAGGACUUGCUCAAGAUCAGGCUGCGUGUAGGAGUGUAGGAGUGUAGGAGAGAAUACCUAGAAGCCACCCAGGGAGCUAUGACCAUAAUACUGUACGUACUCUUGGCCUAGUGAGCCCAUGAUGGCCCC